UAUCAGUGCCAGUCAGUCCUGCCUAUCAGUGCCGCCUAUCAGUGCCAUCAGUGCCUCCUCAUCAGUUCUCAUCAUUGCCUCCUAUCAGUGCCCAUCACUGCAGUUUCAUUAGCGCACAUCAGUGAAGGAGAAAAAUUACUCACUUACAAAAUGUUAUAACAGAAACUAAGAAAAAAGCUUUUUUUUCAAACUUUUCAGUUGUUUUGUUUUUGUUUAUCAAAAAAUAAAAAACCCAGUGGUGAUUAA
Staurois parvus is the source of this 246-nucleotide messenger RNA. Lineage: Eukaryota; Metazoa; Chordata; Amphibia; Anura; Ranidae. The record is from the annotation of a GenBank genome assembly.